UGCUUCUUCCACUCUUGUUACGCUUAGACAAACUUUCAUUACCCCCCACUCUUUUUUAAAUAUGGCUGCAAUUUAUUCCUUAGACGAUGUCUCCAAGCACAACACCAAAGAUGAUUUAUGGAUGGCUAUUCAUAACAAAGUCUACAACAUCACAGAAUUUAUCUUGGAGCACCCUGGCGGUGAGGAGGUCUUGAUUGAUGAAGCAGGCAAGGACGCCACUGAAGCAUUCGAAGAUAUUGGUCAUUCCGAUGAAGCACGUGAGGUUUUGGAAAAAUACUACAUUGGUGAUCUCGAUGAGGCUUCUCAGAAGAACACUCACAGCUUCAACGCUAUCCGCGCCGGUGAACUUCCCGAAGAAAAGAAGUCUUCUGUCCUUCGUGUGCUUUUGCCUGCUCUCGCCGUUGCCGGUGUUCUUGUCUACAAGUUUGUCCUUGCUCCCCAGCGUCAUUAAGUUAUGGUAACAAGGCGGCCGGUAUUCUGAAAAUGAAAAAAUAAAAAUAAAAAAAUCAGAAAAAAAUCCAGGAGCAGCCGAUGUAAAGCAAGCCACAAAUCAUGCAUACAUCCCAACUCCUUCUCCUUUUUGC
Messenger RNA from Radiomyces spectabilis, 584 nucleotides. Its product is annotated as cytochrome b5. NCBI's taxonomy places the organism in Eukaryota, Fungi, Mucoromycota, Mucoromycetes, Mucorales, Radiomycetaceae. Bases 62 to 451 code for a protein of 129 amino acids. Gene Ontology annotation, cellular component: intracellular membrane-bounded organelle; membrane. Gene Ontology annotation, molecular function: heme binding. The transcript has 6 exons. The record is from RefSeq and is a predicted model, not a curated record.